AUGCUCAGCCUACACAUUGCAAAUAACUCAAUUUCCCCGUCUGCGCCCCUGUUUUUGCGCGCGCCUCCGUCCGCGUGUGCGCGAAGAAGUUAUUACGCAGGACACCUCCUACCUUUUUCCCCUCGAACAAAAGACAGCCGCGUCUCACCUGACGAAGCAGCGCCGCAAGUCUCAGAAGAAAGGAUAUUUGGGGAAGAAACGACUGCUAAUUUGAAGGACUACAAAUGAAGACGACCGUACCGAGAGCCAGACAUUGAGGACCGGGCCAGACUCUGAAACGUGCCAUGUGUUGCCCAUGAGGAAGUCCCAGGAGCUUUGACCGACUUGAUUCAUUCUCCAGCCCCACGAAAGUUGCCAUGGAACUGCAGCACAGCGCCAAUCACGACCAAGCGAGCGGUCCUCAGUGGGACUCCACUGAGGACUGCUCGCUCUCCGUCAGUGGGACCACUUUCCUGAUAAUUGCGUACAGCACGGUGAUGGCGGUGGGCCUGGUGGGGAACUCCUGCCUGGUGUUCGUCAUCACGCGGCACAAGGAGAUGCACAAUGUCACCAACAUCCUCAUCACCAACCUGUCCUGCUCGGACAUUCUGAUGUGCAUCAUAUGCCUGCCAGUGACUAUCAUCUACACACUCAUGGACCGCUGGAUCCUUGGAGAAACUUUGUGUAAGCUCACGCCCUUCAUCCAGUGCAUAUCGGUUAGCGUUUCCAUGCUUUCUCUGGUCCUCAUUGCCAUGGAGCGAUACCAGCUCAUUGUCCACCCGACCGGAUGGAAACCUCUGGUAAGGCACUCCUAUGUGGCGGUUGCUGUCAUCUGGAUCGUGGCCUGCCUAAUGUCCGUGCCUUUCCUCUCGUACAGCGUGCUCACCUUGCCUUUCCAGAACCUGAGUAUCCCCGUCAGUGACAACCUUGUUUGUAUGGAGAUGUGGCCGUCCGUACAGCUUCGGCGGGCUUACACCACCUCCCUGCUGGUCUUCCAGUACCUCCUCCCCCUGGCCCUCAUCGCCGUUUGCUACCUGCACGUCUACCUGCGCCUCAGGAGGCGGAAGGAUAUGGUGGAGCGUGGCAGGAACGCCACUCAGAAGAAGAACAAGAGCUCCACCAGGAUCAACAUCAUGUUGGUCUCCAUCGUGGUGGCAGUGGCCCUCUCGUGGUUCCCUCUGAAUGUCUUCAACACCGUCUUUGACUGGGAUCACAACGCGAUCCCGCUUUGCGACCACAACAUCAUCUUCUCGUUCUGCCACCUCACGGCCAUGGCCUCCACCUGCGUCAACCCCAUCAUCUACGGCUUCCUCAACAACAAUUUCCAGAAGCAGCUGAAGUCCACCCUGUUGCAGUGCAGGUGCUGGGGGGCGGCCGAGCGCUACGAGAGCGUCCCGCUCUCCACCGUCAGCACCGAGAUCACCAAGGGCUCAGUCUUAAGCAAUGGAUCCAUCAGCAUCAACACAUAGAUGGGCGUCUUGAGCAAGAGACAGAAAGUGGCCGGUGCCCCUCAACCAUUAUUGUGUCAUAAUUUGUAGAUAACUUUUUUCGUUUAUUCUAACCGAACAGCCGUGCAGGCAAAGCAAACUGGGGACACUUUAUCCAGCUUUCACUCAGUUUUCUUUAUCCAUUAUAAGUCCGCAAGUAAGAGGAAGUAGAUAAGAAAAGGACUGCGCAAAUGUCGGACACAGACAGGUUUUGUGGGAGGACCGAGGACUCCUUGCCGGGCUCAUUUUCAGCCGUAGUCAUGAGCUACGGGCACGUGCGGUGCAAAGGAAGAGAUGCGUGUAUCAUGUUUUCUCUGUUCGGUUUCUCUGAGCCGAAAUCAUAUUAAAAUGAAAGAAACGAGUGUUUUCACAGGCUUGCCUAACCUGCAGUUGCCACUAGAGACUAAAUAAAGGAGACCAACGCCACAACAAAUUCUGCGUUCAUCUUCACAGUUUUACACGGAGGGUAUUGAUGAAAAUAUUACGGGGCUGUGUACUGUGAUGUGCUCAUGAUUAUCAGCAGAGGAGUUUAUUAUGUAACAGAAGGAGAGAGUAUUAGUUCAGCGAAUGUGGCUUCGGGCGUUCAUUCAGUCAAUUGACUUGCAUCAUCGUAAUGCUUUUUUUAUUACCUAAAAUCACCACUAUCGGUGCAACGAUCUCUUACAGAGAACCUUGGUAAGAGCUGUAUACAUCUCACGCUGUCAGCCAAGGUCUGAACUCUAGUAUAUAUGUGUGUGUGUGUGUCAUAAAAUGUACCAUGCAACAAUCAUAUAUCAGCUGCAAUAAAGCAAAUAUAAAAGUGACAGCGAAGGACUCUGUCAGAGCAGGUCUGCUUUAGUGUGUAUAUCACAUGACAGAAUUAUACUUUAUGGAGUGGUAACGAGCACUUUGUAGCGUAGAAUCUUAUGGUAACCUGUUGUUAGUUACUCUGUGGAACUGCAUUAAAUAUUAAUUUACUUCAA
Messenger RNA from Menidia menidia (Atlantic silverside), 2428 nucleotides. The record is from the annotation of a GenBank genome assembly. NCBI's taxonomy places the organism in Eukaryota, Metazoa, Chordata, Actinopteri, Atheriniformes, Atherinopsidae.